AUGAGACCUGAAGAAUUGGUGAAGCUGAAGCAGGGUGCGAUGAAGAAGAGAAAGGCUCCCUCUUCAUCCACUGCCGACGUCCAGAAGAGAUCGAAGACUUUGGGCAAGAGUCAGAAGAAGAUGGGUCACUAUUCUACUGCCCUCAUUAACAGUUUGAAGGACACUAAAACAGAAUUGGUCGAAGCAUGUGAAAAGCAGAAGGCGAUUGAGGCUUCGGAGGCCAAAGCAAAUGUUGCUACUACCAAAGUCAAGUCCAAAGCUGAAGCUGUGGAGGCUGAGGUUGCCCACCUGAAGAAGGCUUUGGAGGAGGCCGAAGCUUUGAAAGCAAAGGUUAAGGCCAACUUGGCUUCGAAGAAGAAAAGUCGAUGGAUCCAAGCUUUCUGGACGGAGAAGAGGAAUAAGAGGGAGAAGAAGGAGCUGAAGGAGGAGAGCGAGGAGCCUCUGGAGAAGAAGGAGCCACAGGAAUUGGUUCGAUGUGAUUGCUGCGAUUGUGCAUUCGCACAAUACCAUGCUAAACGUUUGCCAAUAGCCCUACCUUUAAGGACUCAAAUUGACAACCUUGAAGAAGACCUCUAUUGGGCACAACGAGAUGUGGUCAAAACAGUUCAACUUCAAAGCAACCUUCAUUUGGCUGAGGACAUGAUCAGAGAACUCAACCAAGUAGUGGAUAUUAAGAGAUCAGCAGCCGAUGUCAUUAGGCAUGAACUUAUCUCGGCCCGACAGACCAUCACUGACCUUUUGAAAGCUUUGAGCAGGGAUAGGUUUGCGAUGACCAAGCUUCAUAUUAAGCUCACAGAGAGCACGGUGGCAGCCAACUACGCCAAAGCUACUGUUAGGCAAUUGGAAGAUAGGCUUGUCAUGACUUUAUGCAAUGUAACUCUAGAGGUCAUGGAGGUAUCGGUCAUGGCCAUGGACGUCAGCUUUGAAGAGUCAAAAUCAGGGAAUUCUACUCAAAAUGUAUUUCUGGCACAGCAUUGUCAACAGAAUAGACAAUCACACACCAGAUUUCUCAGUAGCUCUUGUGCCCUUAGUAUGCGCAGUGCACAUCUCUUGCAGGGAUGCAGAUUAGCAUGGCCUGACAAGUCAGCCAUGUGGUUGCAUACCUUGACAAAACACAGGAUUGAUCUUGGGAACCGAGCAAGUAUCCAUUGCAAUGCUGCUCAAUGUACUAGUGCUGUUUCAUCCUUCGAGAAAAUCGACUUUCUCAAGCUUCAAAAUGGAAGUGAUAUUCGAGGUGUUGCUGUUGCUGGUGUCAAGGGGGAACCUGUAAAUCUUACUGAACCUGUCACAAAAGCAAUAGCUGCUUCUUUUGCUGCAUGGUUAUUGGAAAAAAAGAAACCAGCUGAAUCAAAACGCCUAAGAAUCUCUGUUGGUCAUGAUUCGCGAAUAUCUGCUCAGAAAUUACAGGAUGCAGUUUCUCAUGGAAUUGCUAGUAUUGGAGUGGAUGUUAUUCAGUAUGGAUUGGCAUCUACACCAGCAAUGUUCAACAGUACACUUACUGAAGAUGAGAAUUUCCUUUGUCCAGUUGAUGGGUCCAUAAUGAUAACAGCUAGUCACCUUCCCUAUAAUCGCAAUGGCUUUAAGUUUUUCACUGGAGCUGGUGGACUUGGAAAAGCUGACAUUAAAGACAUCUUGGAGCAUGCUGCAAAUAUAUAUGAGAAGUUCACAGAUACAAGCCUGAAGGAAUCAGAAGAAGCUGCGAAUGCAGCUGUUAGAAAGGUGGAUUACAUGACAGGUUAUACUGCUGAUCUUGUAGCUGCAGUUCGUAGAGAUGCAGGGAACGUGGAGAAGCCACUGGAGGGAUUUCAUAUAAUUGUGGAUGCAGGGAAUGGAGCAGGUGGUUUUUUUGCGGGAAAGGUACUUGAACCUUUGGGUGUGGUUACAACUGGAAGUCAGUUUUUGGAGCCAGAUGGCAUGUUUCCAAACCAUAUUCCCAACCCUGAGGAUAAAGCUGCCAUGAAAGCAAUAACCCAGGCAGUCCUGGAGAAUAAAGCAGAUUUAGGUAUCAUAUUUGAUACAGACGUUGACAGAUCUGCUGCAGUAGAUUCCAGUGGUCGUGAGUUCAACCGUAAUAGACUUAUUGCUUUGAUGUCAGCUCUUGUACUUGAGGAACAUCCGGGAACUACUAUUGUUACUGACAGUGUGACUUCAGAUGGCUUGACCUCGUUUAUUGAAAAGAAACUAGGGGGAAAGCAUCACCGGUUCAAAAGAGGGUACAAAAAUGUCAUUGAUGAAGCAAUUCGUUUGAAUUCUAUUGGUGAGGAGUCACAUUUGGCCAUUGAAACUAGUGGCCAUGGAGCUUUGAAGGAGAAUCAUUGGCUUGAUGAUGGAGCAUACCUCAUGGUCAAACUCUUAAAUAAACUUGCCUCUGCCAGAGCUUCUGGUUCAGGUAGUGGUGGCAAAGUUCUGAUCGACUUGAUAGACGGCCUGGAGGAAGCUGCUGUGGCAGUGGAACUAAGAUUGAAGAUUGAUCAGAACCAUGCAGACCUUAAAGGAGGGUCUUUUCGUGAUUAUGGAGAAGCAGUGCUAAAACACUUGGAGAACACAACUAGCUCAGAUCCAAAGUUGAAAAAGGCAUCCAACACUUACGAAGGCGUUAGGGUCUCAGGCCAUGGUGGUUGGUUCCUGCUGAGGCUCUCACUUCAUGAUCCAGUUCUGCCCCUCAACAUUGAGGCACCAAGCAAUGAGGAUGCUGUGAAGUUGGGGCUUGCCGUUCUGGCUGCCGUUAAAAAGUUUGCAGCUCUGGACACUUCUGCACUAGACAAGUUUGUGCAACAAUAAGAUUUCACUAGAAUGAAGCCAUUUUGUCUCUACGCUGAGAUGGCUCGGAAACUUGUGCUUUCUACAUGAUAGCUUGUUGCAGAAACAAGACAAUUUUGAUGCCAACGAGGCCUUGUUACCUGAGCUUCUGUUGUUGUUACAUAUCAUAAUGAGGGCUGGGUGAAUCCUUGGUGCAAGCAACACAGUUUUGGAAAAUUGUAAUCCCUAAAGUAUUUUCAUCAGUCAUCUGGACAAUUUUCAGGCACAGGCUUAGGUUUUGCAAAUAAGAUUGGAGGGGAUACAAAAUAGCAUGUAGCACCACACGAAAGUGUCUACUAGUUAUCUCACUUGAAUGGGCAGGUUGUCUUUUGACUAUUCUAAGCAAUAAUGUGUAGGAACAUGGCUAUUAGUUCUUCAACUUCAAUGUUUCUUAUGGGCUCGUGUCCAUCAUAUGUUGUUAGUAACAUACACAGCUUAUGAGAAGAUAUCAAAUCUAUUCGACAAUUAUCAACA
This is a messenger RNA of Elaeis guineensis (African oil palm), 3273 nucleotides long. NCBI's taxonomy places the organism in Eukaryota, Viridiplantae, Streptophyta, Magnoliopsida, Arecales, Arecaceae. The record is from RefSeq and is a predicted model, not a curated record.